CAAAUUCCUCUGGAAGUGCACAUGUGUUAGCACGAUGUUCAAGGGAAGUAGGGAACUUUGCAAUGCAAACUUGAUUUUAUAGGCUAUAUAGUACCUCUUGAAAGGUCCACUCCAAACACACUUUAUAUUAGUGGCAGGUGUACAUCAAGGAAAGCAGUUUCAGUAGCUACUUCCUCCCCACAGACCCUCCUUCCUUACUCCAUCCCUUCACCUUAGCUUUCCUUUCUCUCUUUUCUUUUCUUAUUACGCCAUGUUCUCUUUGAGGCACUUCUUUGUACUCUCUCUCGCCUUGAACGUCAGCCUCAUACUCAGAUUAAUGAUGCACCAAGCUCAACAAAAACCUCAUCACAAUCAUUCUGUAACUCAUCACGAGGAGCAUAACAAUAACAUCCAUAAAUCACGCAUGCUUAUAUCAUCAUCAUCAUCUACUUCGUCUUUCGCCAAUUCUACUUCCACAACAGGAGCUAGCAGCAAUAAUAGAGUGAUCAACCUCGACCAUGGAGACCCGACAGCGUAUGAGAGGUUUUGGCGACAAACGGGUGACAAGAGCACGAUCACAAUCCCUGGAUGGCAGUCUCUGAGUUAUUUUUCUGAUGUGACCAACAUUUGCUGGUUUUUGGAGGCAGAGUUUGCGAGGGAAGUGGUGAGGCUGCACAAUGUGGUUGGAAAUGCAGUCACGGAAGGGCGUCACAUUGUGGUUGGAACAGGUUCUUCUCAGCUAUUUCUUGCUGCUCUUUAUGCUCUCUCCCCAAUUGAUUCACCUGAACCAAUCAGUGUUGUAUGUGCCUCACCCUACUACUCGUCGUACCCAUCAAUGACGAAUCACUUGAAAUCAGGGCUUUACAAAUGGGGUGGUGAUGCAGAAAGUUAUGAGAAAGAGGGUCCCUACAUUGAGCUGGUUACUUCUCCCAAUAAUCCUGAUGGACACGUAAGAAGAUCUAAGGUCAACAGAAGCCAGGGAUUUUUGGUCCAUGACCUUGCCUAUUACUGGCCACAGUACACUCCAAUAUCAGCGCCUGCAGAUCAUGAUCUCACGCUUUUCACCGUCUCAAAAAGCACUGGCCAUGCAGGAAUGCGCAUAGGGUGGGCUCUUGUGAAAGACCAAGAGGUAGCAAAGAAAAUGACUAAAUUCAUAGAGCUGAAUACAAUUGGAGUGUCUAAGGAUUCUCAACUCAGGGCUGCUAAGGUCUUAAGGGCAGUUUCUGAUAGCUGGGAACAAGGAAACUCCAAAGAGAGCGAGUCAUUCUUCAAAUUCAGCCACAAACUCAUGGCCAACAGGUGGAAGCAAUUGAGACUAGUUGUGGAGCGCAGCGAGUUGUUCAGUUUGCCCAAAUUUUCUCCAGCAUUCUGCACCUUUUUCAAUCAGGUCUUGGAGCCUCAACCAGCUUUUGUGUGGUUAAAGUGUGAGGGAAACGUGGAAGACUGCGAAAGCUUCCUUCGAGGAUACAACAUCUUAACGAGAAGUGGAAUACACUUUGGGGUUAGCCCAAAAUACGUAAGAAUUAGCAUGUUGGAUACUGACGAAAAUUUUAACCAGUUUCUGGAUAGACUCUCUGCCAUACAGUCGUGAUAUAUAGGGGGAGUUUCCUGCUGGGUAAUGUAUGUAUAAUAUUUAGAAGUGUUAGUUUUCUGUAUGCUGGAAAGUGAAACACAGAAAUGCAAUUUUGCUCAUCCAUUUAUAAGAUAUAUAUGGGUCUUGGGGAUCAUCCUUUAACGGAAUGCAAUUAGGAAAAAUAUAAGGAUCUUACCAUUAAACUAGUCCAUUUCUAAAUUGUGGAG
This is a messenger RNA of Glycine soja, 1779 nucleotides long. RefSeq names its product tryptophan aminotransferase-related protein 2-like. The transcript is spliced from 5 exons. NCBI's taxonomy places the organism in Eukaryota, Viridiplantae, Streptophyta, Magnoliopsida, Fabales, Fabaceae. Bases 251 to 1570 code for a protein of 439 amino acids. Gene Ontology annotation, molecular function: transaminase activity; carbon-sulfur lyase activity. Gene Ontology annotation, biological process: amino acid metabolic process. The record is from RefSeq and is a predicted model, not a curated record.